AUGAAGUCUUUCUCCUCCGCUGUUGAUGGACUCGUCGGCGCCCUCGCCUUGGGCACUCUGAUCGUUGGUGCUGUCCCCUUCCUUGCCGAGCGAGACAAGAUUUUCAGUGCUAACGGUCCCGCUGUAAAGCAAUCCGAACUCGGUCCUAUUCACAUCCUCUUCCAGAACGAUCUCAGCAACAACGCCUCCACCGGUGCUCUUCUUCUACCCAACUCCGUUAACUCCGACAGCGCUGCACAAGUCUGCCAGAAGAUCGGUGAGAAGCUCUUUCCCUUCGACCGCUCUCUUCAGGGUGGCGUUGGAUCUGACCUGAUCGACCAGUUCAACUACCUUCGCUACGCUGGCACCAUCGGCUGGGGGGACACUUUCUGGCUCCAUGACAGCUCCAAUAACGUCGUUGCGUACAAGGCUAGUCGAAACGACAUUCGUCCCUACGGUCGGGGCGAGAAGCUCGGAGUCCUUUGCACCCACUCUGCACCACCUGCCACCGUCCCUCGUGCCGACCCUUACGCCAAUGUCGAGGAGAGCACUUCUGGCGUUGACAAGCUCAUCACUGUUCAGGCUGGCGACUACACGCUCACUGGCUACCGUGACCGACGAUCCUUCCGCUUCCUUGGUGUUCCCUUCGGCGACGCUCCUGUUGGCAAUAAGCGUUUCAUCUAUGCCACGCCGUACACUGGCAACAAGAUGCUCGAUGCUACCAGCUACCGCAAUGCUUGUGUUCAGUCUACCACUCCGCUCGGUCCCAUGCCUGUCGGUGAGGAUUGCCUCAAUCUUAACAUCUACACUCCUUCGCUUGGUUCGUACAGCAAGAAGGCGCUCAAGCCCGUCCUCGUAGCCAUCUACGGCGGUGCUUUCACUUCUGGUCGCAACUCGCUCCACUCUUAUGACGGCGGCAACCUUGCUUCGCGUUCCGACAUUGUCGUUGUCACCAUCAAUUACCGUCUUGGCGCUCUUGGCUGGCUCGCUUCCGGCAAGGAACUUGAGGGUAACGCCGGUUUGAGUGAUCAGAUUCUUGCACUCAAAUGGGUCAAGAAGCAUAUUGCUGCGUUUGGUGGUGACCCCGAUCGCAUCACGAUCGGUGGUGAAUCUGCUGGUGCACAGAGUGUUUCGGCACUCAUUGCCAGUUCUGCAGCCAAGGGAUUGUUCCGUGCCGGUUUCAUGUUGUCCAACCCCUGGGUCCCUUGGAUCAACCGCUCUGUUCAGACCAAGUACAUUGCUCCCUCCGUCGCUACCAGUCUGGGCUGCCCUACCAGUGGACACGCUAUGGUCGAAUGUCUGCAGAAGGUGGAGGAUCCCAAGCUCUUUGUUCAGGGCGCUGCCUUCACCAACGCGACCAACAACAUCACCGUUACGCUCGCUAAAGUUUCUGGCUCAUCGCUCUUCUCUGCCUCCAUCGAGCCAUUCCUUCCCACACCCGAUGGUCUGAUCGAUGACCAAUUCUUCUACCUCGCCGGCAACGGCACCAUUCCCAACAACGUGCCCAUCCUCCUCGGCACCACCUCAGGCGAAGGCACCCUUUUUGUCUACCCACUUCUCAACCAGACCCUACCCAACGCGCAACCAGCACUCGACAAAGCCUUCUCUUCCCUUUACAAACCCGACUUCAUCUCCAAAGUCGAACAAUCCGGAUUAUUUAACCUCGAUCCAGCCAACAACGAUUCAGUCCGAGAAACUGUCUCCAACGCUUUCACUUACAACUUCUUCACCUGCUCUACGCAACGCAUCGUUGAUAUGGCACAGAAGACUAAACAGUUCCCCAAAAUCUAUCUUUACGAGACCCAAUCUGGAUACCCUGACUCUGUCGGUAUGCCGCCCAAGUGCACUCCGGAGGGAAGAGGGGUGGAGGUGUGCCACGGUGAUGAUAUUAAGUCGGUCUUUGGUAGUUUGAACUAUGAAGGUAUUGAAGUCAGCAGGCAGUAUUUGGACUUUGUGGCGUACAAUGCGGAUGCGUUUAGUGCUUUUGUCAGGUCCGAGACUCCUAACCCGGAUGAGGCGUAUCUGAAGGCUAGGGGAAGGAGCUAUACCUAUACGAACAAGGUGCAAAACUACCACCCAUGGCAGGCUUUCACUCAGGCAAAGGAGCAGAAGACGCAGUAUCUGUCCGCUCCCGAGGGUAUCACUUAUGGUGGCGUGCCGCAUAGGGAGGUAUGCGAUUUCUUCUACGAUAACGGCAAGUUGACGUAUCAGUUGCUCGACAACUCGUUCUAA
Molecule: messenger RNA, 2211 nt
Organism: Ustilago hordei
Lineage: Eukaryota; Fungi; Basidiomycota; Ustilaginomycetes; Ustilaginales; Ustilaginaceae
Exons: 1
Coding region: 1-2211 (736 amino acids)
Molecular function (GO): cholinesterase activity
Source: RefSeq, a predicted model, not a curated record